AUGUCUGACCUCGUAUCUCGCAUCCAGCCCUUCCUUGAGCCCGCACAGGCUCUCUUACAACGACACCCGCGCACCAUUGCUUCCACCACGCUUGCAGCUGUCCUUCUGCCGUGGUUCGUCGACAACUAUCGCAAAUGGAGAGACCUUGGAGGUUUGGGCUUGCCCAACUAUGUUGGCUGGCCGAUGGCAUUGUUAGCCAAGCCCUUUGGUCGUGAGACCACUUCGACCGGCAUGUAUGAUGCAAACCCCAUCAAGGGGAGCUGGCUGAAAGAUCCGGACACCAUCCCAGAGCGCAGGGGAGAUAGACCUAUCACAGGUUGGCAUUUCGUGCCUCACAGACAGCUGAACCGCAUCCCAACCGAAGACAUCAAGAAGCGCUUGAAAGAGAUCUUUGACAAGCACGCAAAAGCAAACUCUGACCUGGUCGAGGUCACCAUUUCCCCGCAUGAACAAGCUCAUGAUGGUCUUGUCAUUGCAUCUGCGCGGGCCACUCCUCAUGCUGUUGCCAAGCAUGCACUGAGAGAGAUCGCGCACUUCCACCAUGUCAAAGAUUACUCGAUGCACAUGGUCCUCGCACCGCAGGAUUGCAAACUCUUGAUUGAGCGAGGAUGGGCCGAACGGCACCCCAUUAGUGGGACUAUAGCGCUCCCUCAGGAGUAUUUGUUUGUGUAUGCGCCUCGUAAUGAAGAAGAGCUGGACGUAGUUGAGCGGAUUUUGGUGGCGGCUAUCGGUUACAUGACGGAUAGCAGGACCGUGAACUGA
Coniophora puteana RWD-64-598 SS2 is the source of this 762-nucleotide messenger RNA. RefSeq lists its product as uncharacterized. The record is from RefSeq and is a predicted model, not a curated record. The coding region runs from base 1 to 762 and encodes 253 amino acids. The transcript has 3 exons. NCBI's taxonomy places the organism in Eukaryota, Fungi, Basidiomycota, Agaricomycetes, Boletales, Coniophoraceae.